AUGCCAAACCAAGGCAUCCUCUCCCUCUGCGAAGCAAAGAAAAUGGGCCUCACGGACUUCUGGAAGUCGCCGACGGACAAGCGCGCGGACGAGGUGCGCAGCGGGGCCGUGGCGCCCUCGCGGACGGAGCGCAGGCGGUGCUGGGAGAGCCGCGACGCCUACUUUGCGUGCCUGGACCGCAACAACAUCCUGGACGCCAUCAAGGACGACAAGGCGGCCGCCAAGCAGUGCUCCGCCGAGGCCGUCGGCUUCGAGAAGGAUUGUGCUGCUGAGUGGGUCACAUACUUCAAAAAGUGGCGCGUGGCAGAGCACAACAAGAAGCAGAGGAUAGCGCAGCUGCAGGCGCAGGGCGCGCAGAACAUGCAGAUUCAGAGCGGGCCGGCCGGGUCAUGA
Diaporthe amygdali is the source of this 393-nucleotide messenger RNA. Its product is annotated as oxidoreductase-like protein. The record is from RefSeq and is a predicted model, not a curated record. The coding region runs from base 1 to 393 and encodes 130 amino acids. Gene Ontology annotation, biological process: mitochondrial respiratory chain complex IV assembly. The transcript is spliced from 2 exons. Lineage: Eukaryota; Fungi; Ascomycota; Sordariomycetes; Diaporthales; Diaporthaceae. Gene Ontology annotation, cellular component: respiratory chain complex IV; mitochondrion; mitochondrial intermembrane space.